AGAUAAUGAACAUAAAGAAUUUGACUAUUGCCAUGAUCACAGAUUGCCAGAGAAUGACAGAAAAUCUCCUUCGGUGAUAGAAUUAAUGAUGACCACAGUUUAUGAGAAUACUAAGAAGCAAUAUAAGUCAACUGAACACUUUCCAGAACAAAAAGUGCAGAUGUUAAAACCCAGUGUCAUUGAAGAUAAUUCUAUUGAGACACCAAAAGAUGAUCAAUCAGAACAGAAAGUAGCAUUAACUACUUCAAAAUCUAUAAUGGAUAAUUCAAAGAAUUUUGUAAAGGUAAUAUUAAUGGAUCAAUAUCAUGUAUUCUUGGCAGAAAUCAAAUUAAUAUGACUGCUGUUAAAACUUGACAUGAUUGCUAUACAAAGUAGCAUAAUGUUGAAGUGUCCAUACAUGAUAUACACAAUAUAUUUAGUUAUUCAUAAUGAUUACAAGCUUAAACUUCAAUCUAUAUUGUAAUGUUAAGUGACAAAGGUCAGUAUUUGUAGUUUCUAAUGGAAUUACCUUUUCUUUUUCAGGCAAAAUAAGUACUUGAAAAAAGCAAAUUAAGAGUUUAAGUGUUGAAUUGUAGCAUAACAAUUAUAGGUU
Messenger RNA from Thamnophis sirtalis, 592 nucleotides. The record is from RefSeq and is a predicted model, not a curated record. Lineage: Eukaryota; Metazoa; Chordata; Lepidosauria; Squamata; Natricidae.